Nylanderia fulva is the source of this 1381-nucleotide messenger RNA. Its product is annotated as serine protease inhibitor 88Ea-like. Lineage: Eukaryota; Metazoa; Arthropoda; Insecta; Hymenoptera; Formicidae. The record is from RefSeq and is a predicted model, not a curated record. Gene Ontology annotation, molecular function: serine-type endopeptidase inhibitor activity.
ACUAAUUUGUUACCGUAUAGCCAAAAUGAAAUUGGGAACUUCAAAAGAGAAAAUUGAUAAGAUGAUGACGGAGGCGUUUUUUAAGUUUUCCAUCAAAUGUCUGGAUAAAUAUAUAAAAAUCAAACCAAAAAGUAAUUAUGCCUUUAGUCCACUUAACUUAUACGAAGCACUAUUUUUGGUUUAUCUUACGUCCAGUGGUGUUUUUGAACAAUAUUUAAAAGAAAUCCUUUUUUUAACGAAAAUCUCGAAAGAUGACCUGAUAAAUAGUAUUAAUUUUGAUAAAUAUUCUUCAAAUUUAAUCGGACAAGUAUCAUCUUCCGACGAUCCACAAUUACAGACAAAUGCACCUGCAGCUGCAUGCGAUUACGAGAAUGGAAGUAUGGGUUUGUUUGUAAAAAGUAAAUUUUCCGCAAACCAUAAAUUAAUGAGAAAAAUUUUCAAGAAUGGAUUCUACCACUUUGACGACAAUACUAAGGAGAAUUUAUGUAAAACAAAUAAACAAAUACAAUUGCUGACAAAUAAUUACAUUGUUGAUCCGGUACAAUUAAUCACGAAUUAUGCAGGUUUGGAGAUUAUUUUAACUAGUGUACUUUGUUUCAAUCAGAAAUUUCAAACGAAUGGUUCUCUUAACGAACGGAAGUGUAAGAACUUUUUUUCUGUCAAAUUAAGCGCAGUCGUAAGCGAGUUUCCCUAUCAGAAUAAUAACAUAUCGCUGUUCAUCUUCCUAUCUGCUUCCAAGAUCUCAGAUAGUCCCAAGCGCAUCAAACUAAAUAAAAGCAGCUCCAAAUUUAACAAUUUCAUUCGGCUAUUGUCAAGCGACGAGGGAAUCUAUGAAUUAAACAAUCUGCUAAAUAACGAUACGAUAAAAAUAAAUGUUAAAACGUUUUCGUUUCGGCCUAACUUUGAAAUGGAGAAAGAUCUGAAAUUCCGCGAACUGUUGCAAGCUUUAGGUGUACAAGAACUGUUGAUGCAUUACCCGAUCGAUCUGGAUAAUAAUUUUUUCAAGAGUAAUGAGCAGCAAGUGCAUUACGGCGACGUCGCGCAUCGCACUCACGUCAAGGUCACGAAAGAGAGCACUCUCGUGGGUGCGAUGACGUUGCUCAGCGGAGAAGGGUCGGUUUCGAAGGUAGUCUCAAAGUCGGCCAAUGUGAGUGCCAAGUAUCCGUACCUCUGGAUAAUUUAUGACAAACAGCAACAAGACAUUCUCUGCACCGGCGUUUGCAAAAAAUCUACUUUUUGAUAGUCUAAGAUCAGGAUGAUUAUCACAGAUUAAGAUACGAUUUGUGGAUAUAAAACGGCUAUUAGAUAUAUAGAUCUUUCAAUUAUUCGAAAAUGCUGUAAUUACAUUGUUCAAAAAAAUUAAUCGGAACGAGACUAGUCG